CGUCUCUAACUCAAAUACGACGGCACGCUUUGCUCUUGUUCAAGCUAGUUGUGGUUGUUGCUCUUGUUGUUGUUAUUGUUUCUUGUUAUUAUUGUUAGUACAAUAUUUGAUUAUUGAACGUAUUUGGUUUCGGUUUCGAUUCAUUUAUCGAGAUGCCGAAGCGCAAAUACAAGAAUCCCGUAAACAAUUAUUUCAUCUAUAACUAUGAUAUACACAAGAGCACAUGCAAAAUUUGCUAUUUCGAUAUGGCCGGUCGCCAGAACCUGAUGCGACAUCUGAAGCGCAAGCACCCGGCCACGUACGGAAAGCUGAUGAUCGAAAGGCAGCGACGUCGAUCCGCCAAUCGGCCGCAUCAAACCGGUAAAAAAUCAGCAACCGAUUCGACAACAGUAACGUCUUCCUUAGCAGCAGCAGCCGGUGGUCCGUUGUCAUCCAUGUUCAAAUUCGAAACGGAGCCGCAUAAAUUGUUCAUCAAAUCAGAAAAAUUGACAUUCCGACUUGAUGAACCUGGCCAACAACCGCAACAGAUGCCCAUGUCGAAGACUUGUUCCAAUAGCUUCGAUGACGACGAGGACGCCGAGGAUCCAACGCCCAUUGGACAAUUCGAGAGCGUUUUUCUGGGCAAAACUGAGCUGCGCGACAGUCACUUGAACGAUUUCUACGAAUUGAUCACAUAUCAGGACAGUCAUGCCGAGGAGGAUCCCUUAAUCAUCACCAAUUUAACGCAAAACAUUUCCGAGACGCCGGCAAAUACUUUCUCCUCAUCGGACGCAAGUUGUUCCAAUCCGGAUGAUGCAUUUUUCCUACAAUAUCUGGGCAAUAAGUUUGGCAAAUAUUCCAAGAAUACCCGCAAUAUGGUGCAGUUUUAUAUUAGUCGCAUACUCUAUAAGGCGGACAUGGGAUACUAUGAAAAUGGCGAUGUAUCCAAGUUGUUCGAUGCGGAUAUUUAAAUAGCACAACAUUUCGAUUUUAAGUGGAUAGUAAAAUAGUAAUAGUGGAUAGUGUUAAAACUAAAGGAAUAUGAUUAAGAUAGUGAUAAACAAAAAAAAACAAAAA
This is a messenger RNA of Drosophila nasuta, 1056 nucleotides long. RefSeq lists its product as uncharacterized. The transcript has 3 exons. The record is from RefSeq and is a predicted model, not a curated record. NCBI's taxonomy places the organism in Eukaryota, Metazoa, Arthropoda, Insecta, Diptera, Drosophilidae. Bases 153 to 950 code for a protein of 265 amino acids.